AUGGGAAAAUCUCAAACCAAGAAGAGAACCGCAAGGCAUAAUCCAAUUCGUGUCCCGGAUAGCCAUCACAAGUCCUCCAAGGACAAUCACACUCAGGUUAUCCCCGUUUUAGAAAAGUUUAACUCGCCAAAUCCAAAUGAUAGAGUCUGGGCUUGUGCAGCAACUUCAAAUCUAAUUGCAAAUGAUUCUUCCACUCGUAGGCUUUUACAAUCUAAAGGUGUCAUUUCUCUCUUAAUUGGAAGAUUAACCGAUGAUGAACCUGAUGUUAUAAAUGAAUCAACUGGUUCUCUUAGAAACCUUUGUAUUGAUGGUGGUCCGGAAAUCUGCGCUGAAAUGUUUAAUAAGAACAUACUUGCUCCUUUAAAAACUCAUGUUACAAAGAUUAUCCCUUUGAUUGAAAAUCUUAUUCAAGGUCAUCCACCCGCUGAUCACGAUGAAAUGUCUUGGAGAAAUAUUGUUUGGUCCUGGGUUGAGAACAUUGUUACUAUCUUCUGGUGUCUAUCUGAAACUUCCAAUAAAGCAUUCAAAGCCGUCAACGAUCUCUCAUUACCUCCAUUCUUGGUUGCAUUUUUGAAGAACGACCUUAGAAAAAAUGCACCUCUUUCAACUACUAUUGCUUCUGCACAAUGUUUAUUCGUUCUUUCUGAAGAAAAUAGUAUGUUUAAAAGGCACUUCACUGACAACCCUGGUGAUUGUACCGCUCUUGUCGAUAUAGUCCAAGAUUCUUUCGACGGUCAAGACCAAGUUAAGGCUACCCUAUCAAAAAUCCUAGCUUGUGGUAUAAUACGCAACAUAUCUCCCUUGCCUGCUGUGAUUCCCGCAGCUGCUAUUGCUAAUGAUAGUAGUACUAUCCUACCUAUUCUUAUUUCUUGCUUAAACGCAGACUUGAAAUCUCUCUCCGAUGAAAGUGAGACAUUAGCGUCAAAGCUGCCUCAAGUUUCUACCAAGCAAAACAAGAAUUCUACUGACCACAAGUCAAAUGAGGAGAAGAGAUUAGAUGAAAUUGAGCUUGUUUUGAUCGCACUUCAAAGCAGUCUUGACGUCCUAACAGGAUACUGCUCUCAAAUACCUGACGAUGACUUUGAAAUUAAUCAAGAUGAAGAGGAUCAGAAUGAGGAUAUGGAAGAGGACAUGGAAGAAAACAUUGAUGCAAUCAUUGAAGGUGAUUCGAACAUGCAGGAUAAUGAAAUUAAAGAUACUCAACCAGUGGCAACUACUUCAAUCAUUCCAUCCUCUUUAGUCAAGUUGUUUGGUCCAGAGAUAGCCUUACAUGAGGGCUUAAUCAAAUUAGCUUUCCCUACCAACAUGUCUCUCCUUCGCACUGGAUUAUCUGCUAGGUCACCUCAUCCACCAACAACUGCUCACUUGUCCGCUGUACAUUUGCGUGCUUUGGAAGCUCUUCAAAAUCUGUUAUUAUCUUUGGCUCGUUAUGCACCAUCACCAUCUAGUCCUACAUCGGAUAAUGAGGCUCAAGCAUGGUCGGAGCUGAAGCAGCAAUUGAAGCCAGCGUUGUCUCAGUUAUGGAAUAAACUGUUCGAACUAGGUCAGGCGAUUGAACCAUGUGAAAUGAAUGACUUUACGAUCAAGACUCAAAGCGCUCGCUUCGGUUGUAUAGAUAAUCUCGUUGGAUGUAUGCUAGGUGUUUCAAAGGUAUUAGGAGAAGAUUUGAUUCUACAAUCAUCGGAAAUUGCAGCUUUGACUUCAAUUUACAGGUCUACGACUUCCGAUGCUCUCAAGAGUAAGGUUAUUGGAACUUUAGGUAGUCUUGCGCGCCGUCAAGAUGCCAUUGAAGACAACAGAUUGAUUGGCAACUUUUUCAUCGAUUUGUUAUUCAAAUUACCACAAGUAGCGUCACAAGCCACAGCUGAAUCAACGACUGCUGAAGUAACAGUUGCAGUUCUCAACGAGCUUUUCGAUGUUUAUGCUGAUGAGAACUCUUCUUAUGAUGUUCCAGUGUUCAGGUAUGAAAAAUUCUUGAGCAAGCUUAGAGGCGUUGUACCUUUAGUCAGGACUUGCACACGCUCGGUUGACAGAAAAUUCAAUCCAGAACUCCGAGCAACAAUAGACGAGGCCUAUCAAAACUUCCUUUCUUUCAUACGGUAUAGACAAUCAGUAGUUUAA
Messenger RNA from Wallemia ichthyophaga EXF-994, 2121 nucleotides. RefSeq lists its product as uncharacterized. The transcript is spliced from 6 exons. Gene Ontology annotation, biological process: ribosomal large subunit biogenesis; protein import into nucleus. The record is from RefSeq and is a predicted model, not a curated record. Lineage: Eukaryota; Fungi; Basidiomycota; Wallemiomycetes; Wallemiales; Wallemiaceae. The coding region runs from base 1 to 2121 and encodes 706 amino acids.